GGUUCUUGGCCAUUCCGCAAGACGCAACCAACCACCGAGAUGCUGAAGCGCAAGACGCUGUCGCUGGCCGAGGUCGUCGACGCCAUCGAGCAGGUGAUCGACCUCCACGACAAGAUCCCGCUGCACAAGAUGGACGAGGUCAAGCACGCGCUCGAGGACUUUAGCGGCGACAUGGCCGAGCUCCGCCGCUACGCCCACUUUGACCCGUCGCGCAACUACACGCGCAACCUGAUUGCGACCGACAACGAGUCGUAUGCGCUCAUGCUCCUCUGCUGGAACAAGGGCAAGUACAGCCCGAUCCACGACCACCCGUCCGACGGCUGCUGGGUCCGCCUCAUCCAGGGAACCGUCAACGAGGUCCGGUACACCAACACGGGCGCCGAGCUCGUCGAGACGUCCAACGACAACAUCGUCGAGGGCGUCUCGUUCAUGAACGACUCGCUCGGCCUCCACAAGAUUGGCAACCCGAGUGACGAGGUCGACGCGAUUACGCUGCACCUCUACGCGCCGCCGUACGACAAGUGCAAGCUCUGGUUCGACCCGUCGGAUGCGACCAAGGUCUCGACGGCCGUCUCGAGCUUCUACUCGGAGUUUGGCGAACUCAACUAAACCGUACCCAUGUAAUUUAUGACUCCAUCCGAGC
This is a messenger RNA of Saprolegnia parasitica CBS 223.65, 643 nucleotides long. RefSeq lists its product as hypothetical. The record is from RefSeq and is a predicted model, not a curated record. Gene Ontology annotation, biological process: L-cysteine catabolic process. The transcript has a single exon. NCBI's taxonomy places the organism in Eukaryota, Oomycota, Saprolegniomycetes, Saprolegniales, Saprolegniaceae. The coding region runs from base 40 to 609 and encodes 189 amino acids. Gene Ontology annotation, molecular function: ferrous iron binding; cysteine dioxygenase activity.